GUGACAGUGUCUGGCAUAUGGUACCUCCCUGAAUUAAUCGAAAGGGGUGGUUAGUGCCGGAGAGUCCCUUUUAUAUGAAUGGAAGGCCUGCGCAGACUGGGCCGGUGACAAUGAGUGCAGUCUGGAGGGACUGAGCGCAGAUAAGGAGCAGAGCAGGGAGCCUCCGGACACUGAGCGCGGGGUACACGGGUGGCAGCCGAUCGACUUCUAUCCUCGGUACCCGCUUUCAGGAUGCCUUCCUUUUCCAACUUUUUCAUCAUUCUGUGCCUUGUCAUCUCUGCCCUGAUAGAUGUGCAAGGGAAUGAAAACUGGAAAAAUAAACCCACCUUCCCCCCUAUCUUUACCCGCCGACCAUUCAUGGUGGCAUGGAAUGCACCCACUCAGGACUGUCCUCCUCGCUUCGAUGUGCACCUAGACUUAAGGCUCUUUGACAUUCAUGCUUCACCCAAUGAGGGCUUUGUUAAUCAGAGCCUUACCAUCUUCUAUAAGGAGCGCCUGGGUCUGUACCCAUACUAUGAUGAGCAUGGGGUACCCAUUAAUGGAGGUGUUCCUCAGAACUCAAGUCUGCGAAGUCAUUUGGACCGGCUUUCAGAAGGUAUCAACAAGUAUAUUCCUUAUUCUAACACGGAGGGUCUGGCAGUCAUUGAUUGGGAGGAGUGGCGUCCUGUCUGGAUACGAAACUGGCAAAAUAAGGAUAUCUACAGGAAAGCUUCCAGAGACCUGGUCCUCUCAAGGCACCCCAAAUGGCCCCAAGAUCAGGUGGCCAAGGAGGCACAGUAUGAGUUUGAAAAUGCAGCUCGUGAAUUUAUGAUGCAAACACUGAGUCAUGCUAAAAGCUACCGGCCACGCCAGCUUUGGGGUUUCUACCUUUUCCCAGACUGCUACAACCACGACUACAGCAAAAACCAGGAGAGCUACACUGGUCACUGCCCCGAUGUAGAAAUAUCCAGGAACGACCAGUUAUCGUGGUUGUGGGAAGAAAGCACAGCACUUUAUCCGUCCAUUUAUCUCGACCAAGUUCUGAGCUCGUCUGAAAACGGGCGUAAGUUUGUGCGUUCCCGUGUCAGGGAGGCCAUGAGGAUUUCGUAUAUACAUCACAGAGAUUAUUCGCUGCCCGUAUUUGUGUACACGCGUCCCACCUACAUACGUAAGAUGGAUCCUCUCACUCAGGCUGAUCUGAUCUCCACAAUUGGAGAGAGUGCCGCACAGGGAGCAGCAGGUGCCAUAUUUUGGGGGGACGCAGAGUACACAAGGAGCCCGGAAACCUGUCAGAAGAUUAAGCGGUACUUGGAGGAGGACUUGGGUCGAUACAUUGUGAAUGUGACCACUGCGGCAGAGUUGUGCAGCCAGACUUUGUGCAAUGGGAAUGGACGUUGCUUGCGUCAGGAAAAUGCCACCAAUGCUUUUCUGCACCUCAACGCAGCUAACUUUAAAAUUGUGAGUGUCCCUAAGGGAUCUGCCUCGUCUUCUCCUCCACUUAGGGCAGAAGGCAAGCUGUCUGCGGAGGAUAUCAGCUCUCUGCGUUCGCAGUUCCGCUGUCAGUGCUAUGUAGACUGGUACGGAGUCAGCUGUGGAACACAAAAAAGCACACAACGUAGUGGCGCCGCGGGACCUUCUGCUAGCUACACGCUGACCGCAUUAUUGACGUCCCUGACCCUGAAGCUGCUCUGAGGAGAAUGGUUUCUUUGGCUGAACCAUUUAUAUACUACAAUGGACUCAAGGUCAUGUGACCUCAAUCUUGCGAGAGCCAUUGAAUCUGAGAACUAGUAGGUGGCAGCACAAAUGGCAAUAAUGCAGGCCACGUGCCCUUUAUUUAUAUGACUUUUACACACUUUGAGUGUUCCUACCUCUAGGAUGUUUUAGUGACCCAGCACCUCUAGCCUACAGAGGAAGAAUGGGUAUAAGGGCUACUGGGCCUGACAAUCCUUUGGUCUUGGGGUUGAUGCAGAGCCUAAUCUUUGUAGGGUUGUGCAAUGUAUGUUACUUACUCCCAGGUUUGUAAUAACAUUUUAAUGCAAUAAGGCACUCAGGGAUUCUAGUACCUGCA
Messenger RNA from Spea bombifrons (plains spadefoot toad), 2047 nucleotides. RefSeq names its product hyaluronidase 2 (gene HYAL2). Gene Ontology annotation, molecular function: hyalurononglucosaminidase activity; hyaluronoglucuronidase activity. The record is from RefSeq and is a predicted model, not a curated record. The transcript has 4 exons. Bases 232 to 1671 code for a protein of 479 amino acids. Gene Ontology annotation, biological process: hyaluronan catabolic process; carbohydrate metabolic process. Lineage: Eukaryota; Metazoa; Chordata; Amphibia; Anura; Pelobatidae.